AACGGAAUUGUCAAUUUAUUAAUGAAGCAUGGCUUGUGUUGAACAAGACAAGCUGGGUGAAGCAUUUGAAGAUGCUUUUGAGGUACUGAGGCAACAUUCAGCUGGAGAUCUUCAGUACUCCCCAGAUUACAAAAACUACCUGACUUUCAUCAACCACUGUUCUCAUGUCAGAGGAAAUCCCAACUGCUAUGGUGUGUUGCCUGCAGAGGAACCUGUGUACAACUGGAGAACAGUAAUAAACAGUGCUGCAGACCUCUAUUUUGAAGGGAAUAUUCACCAAUCUCUGCAGAACAUCCCUGAAAACCAACUGGUACAACCUGCUGUUCUCCAGCAAAAGGGAGGAAAAGGCAGGAAGAAGCUCCGACUGUUCGAAUACCUUCACGAAUCCUUGUGUAAUCCCGAGAUGGCAUCUUGUAUUCAGUGGGUAGAUAAAACCAAAGGCAUCUUUCAGUUUGUAUCAAAAAACAAAAAAAAACUUGCCCAACUUUGGGGAAAAAGAAAAGGCAACCGGAAGACUAUGACUUACCAGAAAAUGGCCAGAGCACUGAGAAAUUAUAGAAGAACAGGGGAAAUCACCAAAAUCCGGAGAAAACUAAUUUACCAAUUCAGUGAGGCCAUUCUCCAAAGACUCUCUCCAUCUUAUUUAUUGGAAAAAGAGAUCUUCUACUCACAGUGCUGAUUUUUAAAGGACAGUGCCAAUUAUUUCACAGCCCUGGAAUCUCUCCUUUAAUCGUCAGAUGUUGUAAAUAUAUAAUGGACCCUGCAUAUUCCCAUGCUCACAUGGAUAAAACAUUAGUAAAGAACUUUACUCAAACAUCAUCAAAACCUGUUCCCCAAAGAGCUGGAAUGACUUGUACAUUCAUAUAACCUUAUAUUUAGAUACUUCGGUUCACCUAUUUUUCUCUAACUCAUAUAAUCUGGGUGGAAUUUGAUUUUGUUUUG
Messenger RNA from Rhinolophus ferrumequinum (greater horseshoe bat), 942 nucleotides. RefSeq names its product transcription factor Spi-C-like. Gene Ontology annotation, molecular function: DNA-binding transcription factor activity, RNA polymerase II-specific; sequence-specific DNA binding. The transcript has a single exon. Lineage: Eukaryota; Metazoa; Chordata; Mammalia; Chiroptera; Rhinolophidae. Gene Ontology annotation, biological process: cell differentiation; regulation of transcription by RNA polymerase II. The record is from RefSeq and is a predicted model, not a curated record. Gene Ontology annotation, cellular component: nucleus. Bases 29 to 679 code for a protein of 216 amino acids.